Messenger RNA from Haliotis rufescens (red abalone), 735 nucleotides. Its product is annotated as ganglioside GM2 activator-like. Gene Ontology annotation, cellular component: cytoplasmic side of plasma membrane. The record is from RefSeq and is a predicted model, not a curated record. Lineage: Eukaryota; Metazoa; Mollusca; Gastropoda; Lepetellida; Haliotidae. The transcript has 4 exons. Gene Ontology annotation, biological process: ganglioside catabolic process; lipid transport. The coding region runs from base 52 to 609 and encodes 185 amino acids. Gene Ontology annotation, molecular function: enzyme activator activity; lipid carrier activity.
UACUGUUUCCCAGUCGAUGAGCGUCAUAACUUGGUCUGUGCAAGAGUCACCAUGUUCCUGUUGGUUCUUGCUCUGACUGUUCCUGCCUUCGGGGUUCGUCCAGGAUUCCAAUCCACUGGCACUCUGGAGUGGAGGGACUGUGGCGUUGGUGACUCAUGGGUGUCCAUACAACAACUGAAUGCCAGCCCGAGUCCAAUCAAACUUCCCGGUGACUUCAUGGUCUCCUUGGAUGGAACCAUCACACACAAUCUUGCAGAUGAACUCACUUUGGAUGUACUCCUAGAGAAGGCGAUGCUUGGCCGCUAUACAAAGUGGCCUUGCGCUCACGAUGUUGGCACAUGCCACUACACUGAUCCCUGCCACUUCCUGAACCGCUACCUGAACCGGGCAUCUUGUCCUCCACAACUGACCGCCAACGGUAUCCCAUGUACCUGUCCCUUCAACCCUGACAGACUCCACAUGCCGCCCACUAGGUUCACCGUCUCCAGUAUCAGUGACACCUGGAAGUUUAUGGCCUCUGGUGAGUACCACGUGAAGAUUACCCUGAACGACAAACACACCAGACAGCUACGUGGAUGUGUCGAGGCCUAUCUGAGUAUCGACGUAUAGAGAAACCACGCAGAGCAGGACUGACUCAUGACAUGAUUUAUAAGAUAUUUAUCUCAGCAUAUAUGAAAUGCAGAUUCCCAAUACCCUACCCCAGAAAGAUACCUGAAUUAGUAGGCCUACGUCACC